UGAUUGGUCGAUUUCCAAUAUUCCGCCAUAUUCAAACUUCCGCCGUGGUGUGUGUUCUGUUGUCAUCGAUCUUCUGCUUUCUUUGUACAAAUUGGGACAGUUUUCACUCGUCUGCGUUUUAUCGUUUGUUCGCUUAGCCAUAACUUCGUCUCGGUUUAGCCGAUUUCAAAAUAAAGCCUUCUGCAAAAUGGAAGAAAAUGAAGAAUUAAGCGGCGGGACCACGGACAACAAAAAGCAUAAACUGCGUAGGAUGUCAUCUAGGACGUCCAUUACCAGUGUCAUAAGCGCUGCAGAGCCCUCUCCACAAACACUCCGGAGAAACAAUUCAAAGAAACCUCCACUACAGAGAGUAAGCUCCUUCACUUUCCUCACUCCUGGGACUCCAUGGGACUUCAGUCUAAAGAGAAAACGCAAAGAGAAAGAGGAUGACACAGUCAGUCUUUCCAGCUUCGACCUCAAGGAGCCCAGUAACAAGCGUGUGCGGUCGCUGGCCAAAGUUUCAUCCCUUGUCAACUUGAUAUCUCCCUCAAAGAAUGGAGCAGUGCGUCGCUUUGGCCAAUCCAUCCAGUCAAUGUCAUUACGUGGUGAUACCAAGUCACCAGGGAUGUCCCUCAAAGCCAGCAGCAAGACAGCAGGUCCCACUCCCACUAAGCGCAGAAAUAGUACGCUGUGGUCGGAGACACUGGACGUCCAUCAGAAGAGUACAUUCUCUGCCAAAGAGAUCAAGAGACAAGAGGCAAUUUAUGAGCUUUACAGGGGAGAGCAGGAUCUCAUCGAAGAUCUCAAACUUGUACGAAAGGCUUACCAUGAUUCAAUGCUAAAACUCUCCAUUAUGACAGAGGAUGAGCUAGCUCAUAUAUUUGGGGACCUGGAUGCAUACAUCCCCUUACAUGAAGACUUAUUGAUGAAAUUGACAGAGGGAACUGGCCCUGAUGGAACAGUAGCUCAGAUUGGGCAGAUAGUUAUAGAAUGGCUGCCUGGACUGAAUGCUUACAAGGACUACUGCAGCAACCAGUUUGCAGCCAAAGCCUUGCUGGACCUGAAAAAGCAGGACAGGCAGGUGCAGGACUUCCUGCAGCGCUGCCUGGAGUCCCCCUUCAGCAGGAAGCUGGACCUCUGGAGCUUCCUGGACAUCCCACGUUCACGCCUUGUGAAGUACCCACUGCUGCUGCGAGAGAUCCUCAGACACACUCCUCCUGACCACUCAGAUGUAGCCAACCUGGAGAGAGCUAUCACUAUAAUCCAGGAGAUUCUGUCUGAUAUCAACAUUAGUAAAGGGGAGUCUGAGUGCCAGUAUUAUAUAGACAAACUGGAGUAUCUUGAUGAUAAGCAGCGGGACCCUCUCAUAGACAACUGUAAGACCCUGCUUUGUCAUGGUGAGCUGCGAAACAAGAGUGGCUCGAGGCUGCAUGUGUUCCUCUUCUCGGAGCUCUUGGUUCUGACCCGACCGGUGACGCGGAAUGACAGGAGCUGCUUCCAGGUUUAUCGACAGCCCAUCCCAGUUCGGGACUUGGCUCUAGAGGACCUGCAGGAUGGAGAGACCCGCAUGGGUGGGUCCUUCAGAGGGGCUUUCACCAAUGUAGAGAAAGCUAAGAAUAUUUUUCGUGUGAGUUCUGUGGAUCCAUCCCAUGGUCAGUCCCACACCCUGCAUGCCAACGAUGUCUACCACAAACAGCAGUGGCUCAACAGCCUUCGCACUGCGAUGGCCCAGCAACAGAGGGCUCCACCUCUUCAGAAAAGAGAAGCUGUCAGAGCCAAGCGUCAUUCCUCCACUAUCUCAGCCACGAUCCAUGACAGGGAGACAGAUGAGAACUGUCCACCUGUCUGUGGCCCUAAACUCAGGCCUCAGACACUCUCCAAAACCAGACUAGACCAGAGGUUACAAGGCUCGCUAAAGAGGAAGGAGACCGGAGUGUAGACAUUUACCCAAGAGUUCAAGGUUUCCUCUCAGACAGGCACAUGUACACAACAUGUGUCCUGUUUGGUCACACGUGUCUGUUUGUGAAUAUACAGGCAACCGCUGUCUUUGUGCUUUUGCUUUGUCUUUGUAGCUGCACUGAAGAACCCUUUUUCAAUCAUUUCCGUCCAAAUGUAUAUGAAAUUUUAGUCUAUACAAAGUGUAAUUGGUUUACAAAAGAAAAUGACGUGACAGUGUUGCUGAAAUGUAUGUUUAUACCAGUUAAAUGUGUGUGGAAUUAGGGUUUUAUGUGUCUACCUAAAUUAAAACAACUUUAGACCACUUGUAGCUCAUGAAAUUUAGCAUCAUUGUUCAUUCCAGUGUUGACACAUUUAAACUUUCUUUGUUUUGUUUUGUUUUCUUUUUUUGCUGUAAUCAAAAUGUCAUAGCCUCAAUAUUAUAAGCAUCAUGUGUGCAGUUGUGAGUGUUAUCUGUGCCAGGAUAAGGGAUCAAGAAACUGGGAAAGUGCGAUGGCCUCAGCUUCAGCGAGUCUAAAAAUGUUUGCGAAUAAAAGUGACUUAAUGAGCAGAACAUGAUUAAUAAUACUGACCAUAGAGACCAUAAGGUAAAACUUUUAAACAAUCAAAGGAAUCUAGAUGUAUUUAGUUGUUACUGGAAAAAAAAAAAACAAUAAACCAUUUGGAUUGUA
Messenger RNA from Scatophagus argus, 2606 nucleotides. RefSeq names its product neuroepithelial cell-transforming gene 1 protein-like. Bases 188 to 1918 code for a protein of 576 amino acids. The record is from RefSeq and is a predicted model, not a curated record. Gene Ontology annotation, biological process: intracellular signal transduction; positive regulation of Rho protein signal transduction. Gene Ontology annotation, molecular function: guanyl-nucleotide exchange factor activity. The transcript is spliced from 12 exons. NCBI's taxonomy places the organism in Eukaryota, Metazoa, Chordata, Actinopteri, Scatophagidae.